This is a messenger RNA of Xyrichtys novacula (pearly razorfish), 23892 nucleotides long. Lineage: Eukaryota; Metazoa; Chordata; Actinopteri; Labriformes; Labridae. The record is from the annotation of a GenBank genome assembly.
GUUUACUGUAUCUGCUGAAGCUUCAGCACAACCUGUUUGUUGAUCGCUCUAUGAGGCUUAUUAACACCCUGACUUUAUUACGAGCCGGGUUCAUCUCUCAGGGGAGCUUUAACUUCUCACCACCAGGAAGACACGGCUGGAUAUUUGCCAGACGACAGAAAGACAAAGCGAGUAUGUGAGAUGUUUUUACCAGCAGCCGUUUUUAUAGUGAGAGAGGCUUUUUUUUUUCUGAUGUAGCUCGUUAGCUUAGCUGCGUCGCCUUCAGUGUACACACACAGCCUUUUUGUUCUGCUCUUCAACUGCCUCUGCAUGACAAAUUAGGACCACUGUUAACUCAGGACAAGGCGCAAAAACACUACGGCUUUUCUGUGGACAGACGUGUCAAGAAUAAUUUCUGGUUGUCAACCUCAGCCCCGGGGCUAACCCCCGGUCGCCGACCGAAUUAAUGGCCGGAAAUCCGAGGAGGGGCGCCGGUCUCAUCGGCUUGAUGAAGGACGCCUUUCAGCCCCACCAGCAGCCUCUGCAGCCUCACCAACCUCCAGUGGUCGAUAAGAAAAUGGUGGAGAAAUGCUGGAAACUCAUGGACAAGGUAAUGACAAUAAUGUGUAAAAAUAGAGGGAAAAAAAGGAACUGAAAAUUAGCUAUUUUGUUUUUGCCAGCACUGAAGACAGAGAUAAGGUGAUGGCAGUGUUUGUGGAGUUAAAAAAUAGAAAAGGGGAACUGAAAAAUGGUUACUGUGGUAUUUCCACUUAUCAGCUGAUCCACAGAAAACUUCCACUGCCACUGUCCUCUUUUUCGCCUCAAACCUCCAUUACUACUUGGAUAUACCUAUAAAGACAUCCCUCAUCUAGUCAACACUGAAGCAUUGUUUUGCAGCUUAAUAAUCAUCUUAAUUGUUUUGCAAUCACCCAUUUAAAGUCCUUUACUUCACCAGGGAAUUAGAUAAGAAUAAGAAGGGAAAUUCAAUUGUCUGUUGUCUCACAUAUGUCUCUGAAAGUUAUCUCUAGUAGAAUUAUAAAGUCUGAUGUGCAUAAUGUUUAAAAAAUACAAGAUAACUCAUGACUUGAUGUUUACUACACCAUCAACAUUUACAAAAAAAAUCACUAUAUUCUGCAAGUAAUUCUGUAUUAUUGACCCAUUAUCAGUUUAACUAUAUUUCCCAAGCUGACAUGUUGAUUUUUGCGAUUAUUAAACUCAAGACAGCCAUACAUUGCAAUAUCCGAAUUGUGUCCCAUCUGUGAUUACUGCCUCUAUUUGAUAAUGAGAGUUGGAUAUAUCUAGGUUGUCUUGCACCCCUCAAACUUCAGUAUGCUGGCGUCCCAGAUGUAUAAUCUAAAUAGGACAAAUUUGCAGUAAAGGAGGUCACAUUGAUGCUAAUCUGUUGAUCUUUCACCAUUGCUUUGCAAACCUCUCUGAUGUUCCCUGGAGGUGGACACCUUCUGUUUGAUGAUUUAUCAAAAGAGCUUUGUGUGUGUGUGCGUGUGUGUUUGAUUCAAACAGGUUCGUUUUUACUCGUCGCUGACUGUCACUCUGCUUUUAUCUUCAGCACCUUUCUAAACUGAGACUCAGACAGGAGAGCAGAAAGUAGAGGGAAAAUGAGGAGACAGGAGUUUUCACAAGAGAUUAAUCCAGGAGAGCUGAAGGAAGCAGAGAGAGACGGAUAUCUGAUGAGACAGAGUACAAUAAUAACACAGCGUGCCUGUUCAGCGUGCUGAGCAAAGAGGUGUCUGUGUUGGUUCAUUCACACCUACAGUAUGAUGUAUCUUAAUUUCACAUGGCACUGACUGAUCCUUUAACGCUUGAUACAUCAGCGUUUAUUCAUAGCUGUACUUGAUAACUCUGGCUUGUUUUUGUGCUCUUCUGGCUUGUUGUGAAACUGUAUCAUGAUUAUGCAGUUUGACGGAUUUGUAACUUUGAUUUGAUUUAACGCUCUCAUGAGGAACUUUCUCGGAUCAAGUUUGUUUUAUCUUGUUCCCUACAUGCUGGAGUUCGGGUUUUUGACUGUAAAUCUUAUUCUGUUCACUUGUCGCAGUCAAGUGUAUAAAUUAUUGUGAAUUCUUGAUGAGGAAAUUGUAAAAACAGGACUAUUUUUUCAGCUGCAUACCCCCUCACAUCAGUUUUAGGUAUUAAAAACAGCAUAAAGAUUCUCAAUCUCACUGCUGAUGGUCUUGUUCACUUUUAAAUAUCAUAAAAAGGCACUAAUAUAAACUGCAGCUAUUUCUAAAAACAUCUAAAAACUCCUUACAGGAGCUUUGAUGUAAAGUGGGUGAAACGUUUUGACAGUGUUUAAGAUUUCUCAUCUUCAGACUAAAAAACAUGACAGCGGUCCUGUAUUUGAAACCGUUUGUCUGGACUCUUCACACUCAGCCCUCAGGAUAUAUAAUGCAUUUUACACAGUAUAACUUGUUAUAAAGUCACUGUAGCUGCUAUAAAUGUCAUGCUGUGAAGCACAGCAAACAUCCAAGUCCACAGUCUGAUUCAUGUCCACUGGCAGAUAAUUUAAACCUCCUGUCCAGUGCCCUAAAAAGCAACUAUCCUUCCUGUUUUCACUUAAGUAGGAACAGUUUGAAAUUAAAAAGCUAUAUAAAAACGGCUGAAGAAACUCUCUGUGGUUUGCUCAGAUCUUUUUUGUGUACUCUUGGACCCCUCUAAACCUCAAACAUUCAUUGACAAUAAAGCUCAAAAUUCUGAGGGGGUCUCUCUCUCUUUGAUUGGACUCGUGGCAUCUGAAAUUUUCUGCCCAACACACCGGAUUAACUGAACAAAACGUGGUAGACUGAGCAUUACUGGAUUUCAGGGAGAAACCAUGCAUGUGUACAGAAGACGGCGUGAUCCAUUACUAAAGAAAUGCUUAAAAAAAAGAUUGAAUAAAACCCAGUUUGAUUGCUCUCUGGAUGGUCACGUGUGCUGAUAUUCUCCAGUCAGGACAGCCUACAUGUAGUUUUGCUUAUUUGUGCGAAUGUCAUGUCCUCAAUUGUUUUGUUGACCUCCUAACCUUCACCUUAGAGCCACGAUCACAGAUAAAGAAAUCUAAAUUUGCCUGAAGUUGGAGAUUUUCAUGAACAUUUCAAACGAAGAUUAAGCUCCAAAGGGAGAUUAGCUUUUCUUUAAAUGACCCUGUAGCAUUUAAUCUUGAAUAAGUGAAACAUUUCGAGCUCCACCAAUAAUAGUAGACAUGUCUGAGGGAAUGACCUCCCAGCAUAUUUUAAUGGAUCAGUAUAAGCCCAAAUAAAGCAGAUCAAAAUGAGAUCCUCGACUAAAUCCAUGUGUCCACCCUCUGGACAGGCAGACUGAUCCCUCCUACUUUUCAGAUGUAUAUCCUCAAAGUGUUUACCCUGAGCAUGGUAAUCCUGCAGGCUGUAAGCUGCAGAGAGUUGGCUAAUAACUUAAAUGAGGAAAUAUGCACAUAUUUUAUUACCUCUAAAGCCGUUCCUUACGUACAUAUCUGCACCAUGCCUUCAUGGUUCAAGCUCCAUUUCAAAAAGUCGUGAUUUUGCACAACCACAGUAAACUACAGUGUUUGGAAAAUGUCAGGAGUUUAUGUGCAGAAGCAGCGACUUCCACGCAGACUUUUACUGCAUUUACUUUAAGGAUGUUAAAGGUAGGGCUGUCCCACUGUCAGUUUAUCAAAUAGUCCAAUGGUUCUGAUCCAGACUCCUCCUGCAUAUCCGCAGAAUUUCUCAUAGCCUGCAGUGGAAGAGUGAUGCCUGAAAUGUGGUUAUCCAGUCCCCUGCUCAAUGUAAACAGAGCGAGCAUGUGUAGAGUAAGUAGGAAAAUCUCUAGGAAGUUUAUCAGUAAGUGGAAACAGCUGCUUUCUGGAUGAUGUGGCUAUUUGUUGCAUGUUUGGAUCGUUGUUUGACUUUUCUGUCAAAAAUGAUCUGCUCUCCUUGCUCAGCAUAUAAAUUCAGAAAUGGCACCAAAAACCCCUCUGGUGGUGAUUUCUUAUCAAAAAUAAUGUCGUGUCAGUCCAGUGCUCAAGGUAGAAGAUGUGGACUGGGCUACAGUCACGUCCAUAUUACAGUGAAUUGUGGGUAAUUAAAUCCGCAAAGCCUGUGGACUUGGGAAAGUCAGCAGAAAGUCUGCUUUAGUCCUCCUGCAGACUGGAUGAGUUGUGGCUUUGGAAAGCCCUCAGCACUUGCAGACCUUGUGGGCGCAUUCCCAGGAGUCUGCAGGAGAGUCGACGUCCAGACGUUUGGAUUCGGUUUUAUUUACUGUGCUCAGCUGUGUUUUCCACCACAGCCUGUUGGUGUUGCUUUCCUCUGGAGAAUGCAGGCUCUGCUCUGUAGGCGUUUCACUGCAUAUAAGAGUGGAAUUAGGGUGUGUAAGGGACAAAAAGCAUCCGGUUCUGACAGCCAGUUUGGCAAUUUUUCAACAAGUUUGCUUUAGGCAGUCACAAAGAAAACAAGAAAAGCCAAUAUUAUCCACAUUAUUCAUUAAAUCUGUUGGUAAGUUUAAGGCCCACAAUAAUAAAACUGUAUAAAAAAAUACUAAUUCUCGAGUAGGGAUGGGAAUCGAGAACCGGUUCUUGUUGAGAGCCAGUUCCAAAUGGUUCAAUCCAUCGACAUCGUUGUUUCCGUUGACGACGACGUUGACGAAAAUAUUUCGACAACGUCAUCGUCCGAAAACAACACUGCAGAAUAUACGUUUAGCAUUUGACUGAUGAAAUGCUCGUGAAUUUUGCAACUCUGUUCGUCGUCCACCACUAAUGUUUUCGUCGAGUCUCGUCAAUGUAAACGCACAUUCGUCUCGUCACAUUUUAGUCAUCAAAGACUUAUGUUUAGCUCGUCAACGUCACGUAUUUGUCGUGAAAAAACAACAGUGCUCCCGGGUGCUUUGGAAAACGUUCUUGUGAGAGGCAGUCUACGCGAAGGAGAACAGAGACUUUGAGGAAAAAACAUGGUGGAUGGUACGAAAAGUCGGCAGAAACGAUCAAAAGCGUGGCUUCAUUUUACUAAGAAAGACGACGACGAGUUUUGUAUGGGAGUUUUGAGUUCGUGUAGCGUGGACUGAGUCAGAAGCGCGUAAAAAAAACACUCAACUCGACCAGAAAAACCCUCAAAAUUUUGCGCAUGACUCCACCCGUGUAGCCUUGUCCUCUUUUUGGAGAUCCAGAGUAUGGUCACCCUGAUUUGACUUAAUACCGACCAAGUAAAUGUACAAAUAGUUUGUCGUUUAAUUAUUUUUAGACUACAUCUUUUUCUGUUAUCAAAGACUCAAUAAAAUUUUGAGUUAACAUUGAAAACCUAUAGUCUACUUUUUUUAAAUCAAAGAAAGGCAUUGAUAAGGGAAUUAUUUAAGAAUUGAAUUGAUCAGCAGAAUCUUAAAUGGCAACGAUAUCGAUAAAACCAUAUCAAUUCCCAUCCCUAUUCUCGAGGUGGUAAUGUUUAUUGACAUCAUAACUACUCCCCACAUUCAAAAACUAUGUGAUUAUAUGGAAAUCUGACUGUUAAAAAAUUCCUGAAAUGAUCCUUUAAUUUACACUUUGGGUCUCUGCUUCCUCUCCAGGUGGUGCGUUUGUGUCAGAACCCUAAGGUAGCGCUGAAAAACAGCCCACCUUACAUCCUGGACCUACUGCCCGACACCUACCAACACCUUCGCACCAUCCUGUCCCGAUACGAGGGCAAAAUGGAGAUCCUCGGGGAAAACGAGUAUUUCCGUGUUGUCAUGGAGAACCUGACGAACAAGACGAAGCAGACUAUGAGUCUUUUUAAAGAGGCCAAGGAGAGGAUGUAUGAGGAGAACUCCCAGCCCAGGUAGGCUCAGUGUAUCCUGAUGAGACGUCGUCCUCCCUUGUUGCAGAAGGUCGCUGCGGGGUGAAAACAGCUGCGACGCAGGGAAAGUGUUUGAUUAAGUGACAGAUGUGACAAAGAUCAUCAGGUUUAACAUUGUUUGAGUUGGCUGAAGAGCGUCAUGUUCAAGUCUGGUGAUACUGCUGCUGCCUGGAGCCACCUGGAUGUUCGAAGCAGAGUCUGAAUGUGUGUUUAUAUCAAUUACGAGGCUUCGCAGCUCGGCUUCACCCCUCUGUUUGGGUUCAUAUGCGAUAAAUGAGUAAAAAUCUCCAGUCUGUUGGGUCCACAUGAAAAUAGUUCACCCUAUCCUGGAAGAAGAAGUAUUUCCAGCUAAGAAAGCUCUCUGUCUGUGUUUAUUUCAAUAAGGCUGUGAGGGGGGAAAAAAGUAUAAACAGGCCAAAGAACUCUUUCAUAUUGCUGUGUCCUCAUUUUGAGCUGCUAUUAUUCUAUUUGGUGGACACAAAGUUGGCAGCAACCCACUGACAUAAUUACUGUGCAUGUGUGGGCUUUAAGCAGGUCAGCUAACCGCUACAUCCAAAGAAAGAAGCGGAAAGAUUUGACUGGGUCAGCGUUUUCAGUGAUGUUUUAAGAAACAUUAAAUGUCCGUGUAAGACUUCCGAGAAGUUCCCUCACACUUUCCGUUUGUGGAGUGACGCACAAACAGCAUCAUUUGUCAAAAAGCAAAGCAGAAGAGAAGAGAAGAGCAAACAGAAGUGCGAUCUCUUAAAUGUCUGAUAAAGGCACCAUCAAACUAUCGCAAUCACGUCCACUUCCUCUCUUUCUCAGAAAUUCAUUACUAAGCAAAAGGUCCUUCCUCUGACGCACUGAGAUUUUUAUCAAGCAUUUCCUCACAGAUGUUCAGCAUCAACUACUAUUGUGAAGGGCAGCAGAUGUAUCACUCCCCCGGGCGUUAUGGAGUACAGGCAUGUUAACUGAACCAUCAAAAGUCUAAAUCCACUUCACACAGUUGAAGUCACAUUUUAGGUUAUGAGGAGGAUGCUCUUGUAAACCUGAAAGGCUACCUUUUAUACUGAAAAACAGAUAAAACACUGAUCAUAAUCAAGAUGUUCAAAAGUAGAGAACCGUGCUUCCUGAACAGGUUUGAGUUUGUGAAAUACAGUCGCCAAAAAGGCAGUAUCAGUCAUUUUUUAAUCUUUAUUUUGUCUGUAAGUUUACAGAAAAUAUUAGAAAAGCCUUAUCCGGUUAACCUUAGAUGUUUUAUAUUCUCCAACCAGGAGUAAGAAACCGGAAGACAGUCAGCCUGCAAACUUGUAAACAAGUGAAAAUAGCACAUGCUGACAUUUAAAGGAUUGUGACGCGCCAGUAUCUGCCAAUACUGAUGCGUCAGUGCGUCCAGUUUUGGAUUGAUUUUAAAAUGGUUUCACUCUCGAGCUGCUGCCUCUGUAUGACCCUCAGUGUUUGAUUUUCUUCUUUUAACUGGAUUGAAGUGCUUGUGUUUUGGUCUGAUCCUCCACUGUAAGAGUUGUGUUAAUAUUUGGCUCCUGCCCUGAAGGAGCUGUUCAAAUUUAGCAGAAGGAUCUUUUUUUUUUUUCCUCUCUAGAAAAGUUUCAUUUUUUCAUCAUGUUUUGUUUGUAAGGCUGUAAAGAGGAGGUUAUACUUAUGCCUGUGUGAAUGCUUCAGGGUCCUUUCUGACUGUUUAGAUAUAUCAUGACACUGAAGCUUUGACAGGUAACAUUAAACUGUCCAAUUAUCUAUCAAAUCAAUAUUUGAUAGUGAAUACAUCCCCUCAGCAGAAUCAACACAACAUGUGAACUUCUCACAGUGCCAUCAGAGGCGGGUCAGCAAAUGUUAAUCCUGAGUUUAAAAAAGUAAUUCUUCUUUAAUGUACCAAAAAUAAAACCCAAAAGUCUCUGUUGAGAAAGAGUGAAAUAGUCUACGGUUCGGUUUGAAAGUCGUACAAGCGUUUGAGUGUUUUUCUGAAGUCUGUGGUAGUUUUCAUCUGAGCUGAUAUCUGUGAAGAAAAACAUGAAUACACGCUGUAAACUCCGUUUAUUUUUCCUCGCAUGCCAUGUUAGAGUACACGCAUACAUGUUUGUUUAAAGCCUGUUAUUUUUGAACAAAUAUUAGUCCCCGUAUCUAUUUUUAUGAUCUCUUAUUAUCUCUUAAUAUCUGUCGCUAACUUGUAUUUGUUUCUCCUGUCCUCUCUCUCUCUCUCUUUCCCAUCACUCAGGCGAAACCUCACCAAGCUGUCUCUGAUCUUCAGUCACAUGCUCGCAGAGCUGAAAGCCAUCUUCCCCAACGGCCUGUUUCAGGGCGACAACUUCAGGAUCACCAAAGCUGAUGCUGCAGAAUUUUGGAGGAGGUCAUUCGGGGACAAGUGAGUCAGAUAUUAAACCUGACAAAAAAGGGGGAACUUAAAAGUCUGCGAACUCGUACUUGCUAACCAAACUAUGUCUGAAGUUCACAGAUUGUACGUUCGUCAUGAGAUUCUGUGAUUUUAAAACUUCUACCUCUUGAGUUUAGGUUUCUCUAUCCAUUCACUCGUUUUCUUUGUGAGCACCAAAUAUGGUACACAGAUUUAACUCAUAAGUUCCUGGCCUUCUUGCUCCCAUGUAGAACCAUAGUGCCAUGGAGGACCUUUCGUCAGGCUCUCCACGAGUUUCACCCCAUCAGCUCAGGCUUGGAGGCCAUGGCUCUCAAAUCCACCAUCGACCUCACCUGUAACGACUACAUCUCUGUUUUUGAGUUCGACAUCUUCACCAGGCUCUUCCAGGUAAUAGUGGGACACUUUCCUGGUACCCAUGUAGUCAUUCUAUGAAAAGGUAAAUCUGAAUCCCUUCAGACUGGGAGGAUUUAGUGAAAAAUCUCUGAUGUGUGCUUGCUUGUUUUUCACACUGAUGCCUAAAUGCUGAAGUAGACAAACGGGACAACUAGGAGUGUCACAAUACAAGAAUUAAACAUCAUAUGAUAUUGAUGCUGGUUUGAUACUGCGGAAAGAAAAAUGGGCGCCUUAAAUAGUAAUCUUUGUUUUCUUUGACUUCCAAAAAAAAGUCACAGAUCACAGAGCAACAUUUGACUGUUACUGUCUUCAAAACAUGAUUGAGUAGAAAAUCUGAUCGUCGUUUAACAUUCAGAGGACGUGCUUUUGCAGAAAGUUUCUUACUUAAUUCGGUAACUUGAUACAGUCACAGAAGCUUCCUGUCAAAAGACCACAGUCCUCUACUUUCUGCUUUUUAGGUUGGUUUGCUGAAGACAUAAACUUGGCUUGUGGCUAUCAAAGACGCUAAAAAAGACCUCUCAGUGCAUCAGUAUUUUUAGACCUAUGCAUGAGAAGAGUUCGCAGUGCAGCGGUUGCGACAGAGGUGGAGUGGAGACACACAGCAGGCAAGAGGAAGCGCGACUUAAGCUGCAAGCAAAACAAAACAUCCUCCUGCGCAAUGAUAAGGAGUCGUGAAUGUGUCUAAUAGCUCUUAAACAUGUGGAAUUUAAAAGUAUCUAAGUGUGUAAAAUUACAACAACAUACAAAAACAGAAACUAGAGACAUUAUCUUAAUUAACCCUCAAGUUUAAAGUCUGCUGUCCACCAGUUUAGCUCAACUGGUAGAGCAGACUUCAUGUAUUCAGAGGCAGCCCUCGUCCCACUGGUUUUAAGAUUAAUACCUAGUCCAGUCCAGACAGGAUCUGAUGCACCUCAUCCCCCACUCUCCCAAGAUGCCUGAUUCAUUAAAAAAAAAAAAAAGAUUAAACACUUAUCUUCAUAAAAGAAAAAUCUGCAGUAUUAUUGAAAUAUCGUCCCUAAUUAUAAGUGAUCCACCAGAUAAUCACUGAGGGAUUGACUGUCGUUAUCACAUUAACCCUUCAGCACUGUAAGCCUGAAAAACAAAAUUAGGAUCAAAGGUUGAGUUAAGCAGAAAUAGAGGAAGCGUUUAGAAAGUCUCAUGACUGUCCUGACAUUUGACUCCUCAAAUUAUGAUAUGACUGAUCACCAGCACUGCUGCCAAGAUAAUGAUUUCCCACUCUCAGAGCUGAACUCUUAAGGCUGUAAAAUGCUUUGUAAACACUGUUACGCAGGACUCCACUCAGACAAUCAUUUGACUGUUUAUUCCUCAAAAAUAAAAGAGGGCCUGCUGUAUAAUAAGCCUGAUUCCCUCAACUAUUGCAAUCUCCACUACAAACCCUCUACGGUCUCCUUGUUUUCGACAGGGAGUGAAUUUUCCCUUUAGGACAUGAAGCCAUCUAACCAGCCUGUUUGGGUGUUUGCAAAGUUGUUCUUUCAUAGAAGACGAAUCAAAGCCAACUUAAAAGAUCUGACCUGAUAAACAAAACUAAAGUUACUCUGAAAGUACAGACUGUGUCUUUGAGAUCCUGAUAAAUACAUUUCGCUUUCUAACAUUUAAAGAAACUGUUUCCACCAAACGUGCACUGAUCAAUGGGUGCCAAUUUCCUCAAUUUUGGGGGAUCGGUGAUCGGCUGAUCCUUACACACAGAACCGAUUUUAUCCACCGAUCUUAUCUACCUCAGCAAAGGUCUGAAAGUCAGCCGUUGUAGCUUUUUGCUUUUGCCAGAAUGACAGGCCCGCCCACCAGUUUAGUUUGUCCUGUAGAUUAUUAUUUUACUGACUUCCUCAAACUUUGUGAUUUCCUUUAUUUGUAAAAGCAAAAUACUGCUUUGCGCUUUAUUUUGGUGAGAGGCUCAAAACAGGCCUGCAGUGCGACCUGUUGUGCAAGUUUUGUUAAUUUUUGAAAUGAGGAAAAUAAAGUAGUAGUUUGGAGAGCAGUACGCUUAACUUUUCAUUUAUAUUUGAGAGACCUGCCUCAUGUGCAGUUAAAACAAACACAAAAUGUUUGUAUUGUUUUAUGUUUUUCAUUAAAGUAAGAUUGGAGCAUUAAAGGUGUAAAAAGGUAUCGGCCAAAAUUGGUAUUGGCAGGUCAAGCUUUAUAAAGAUCGGUGUUUGGUGAUCAGCCAGAAAAUUGUGAUCGGUGCACCCCUAGUUUCCACUUCUGUUUUUGCCCUCAGAUAUCUCUUCUCUUUCUGUCUCUCUGCAUUUCUGUGUGUGCUGUAAUCAAACGAGUGGUGAUAAGCUCCAAAUCAACCUGGCUGAAUUCUUUUAGACGUCCAUUGUUUUGCUUCAAUCUGUUUUAAAGUUAUCGUUUCUGGGGCUUACUCGUGUGCUGAUGUGCCUUUCUGCAGCCUUGGUCGUCUCUUUUGAGGAACUGGAACAGUCUUGCAGUCACACACCCGGGGUACAUGGCCUUCCUGACCUACGACGAGGUCAAGGCUCGACUGCACCGCUUCAUCCACAAACCUGGCAGGUGAGAAACAAGCACACAGUCAAGAUCCCUAAAAGCAUUAAACGCGUUGUUGUCACACUGUCGGUUAAUAUCGGUGUCUCCCCCUCAGCUACAUCUUCAGGCUGAGCUGCACUCGGCUGGGCCAGUGGGCGAUCGGCUAUGUGACAGCUGAUGGCAACAUCCUGCAGACCAUCCCCCAUAACAAACCACUGUUCCAAGCCCUCAUUGACGGAUACAGAGAGGGAUUGUGAGUGCCACUACAGCGCAGUGUCAAUGCGCCAAUUAAUGCGUUUCCAGAGACAUGAUGUCAUAGGUUAUGCACGCCUUCUAGGAUGGAGAAGAGGAGAUCUGAGAUUGCCAGAAAGAGUCCAGAACAGAACCCUCUGUAGUCGGCGUUUUGUUGAUUUUUACCAUGAAAAUACGAAAAAACUGAAAAUGGAAAUAGAGGCUCUGUGAUCGACUUCAAAACAGAAGACCAGAGUCAGAUUCAGAUCUUUAUUAUCUGAGCUUUUGUUUUUAUUUCAGCACCACAUCACGCUAAAUAAGUCUUGCGUUAAACUGAAUUUAACACUCUUGCCUCCUCGUGUUCUUCUGUAUCAUUCGUGUUUAAAAUAAGGGGUCACACAAGAGGUCUUUAUAAGAGUCUUGAAAGCUAACAUCAGAGGAACUCGAGUGUGAAUGCACAGUACAGAGUCUCAUGAUUGAAAAGCUUCUCUAAUCUUUUCUUUUCAAAGAACAAUGGGAAAAAAAAGAAAAACUUUUGAUUUGCUGACAGAGAACUUAAACCAACUCUGUGGUUUCCCUAAUGUUGCAGGGUUGAAGCUCAUUAAUUGUUUUUUUUCUUUUUGAAUACUGAAGAAAGAAAUGUUUUAAAGCUUACGCAUGUGUGUGUUUGACUUUCCAGUUAUCUGUUCCCAGACGGUCGAGUACAGAACCCUGACCUCACAGGGCUCUGUGAACCCUCACCGCAGGACCACAUCAAAGUUACUCAGGUUGGGUCUGGUUUUUUUCUUACUCUUCAAAGUCUUUUGACUCGGUGGACCACAAAUGAUGCAUUGAGUUUAUUAUUACCAUCAUGUUAUAUUUCAGUACUCAGACAGUUUAACUGCUUGGACGAGGACACAAAGACCAAAUGAUGAUCUUUACCACGAUAUCUUACAAACGCCAACAGAUUUGAUGUGUCAAUAAACAGGCUGUGCCCUUUUUCCUCCUCUUCCCCAUGUAGGAGCAGUAUGAGCUGUACUGUGAAAUGGGCUCCACUUUCCAGCUCUGUAAGAUCUGCGCAGAGAACGACAAGGAUGUGAAGAUCGAGCCCUGCAGACACCUCAUGUGCACCUCCUGCCUGACUGCCUGGCAGGUGAGGCUGUUGUGUUGUUAAGUUUUAUUACACUGUAUAAAAGCUGGCACUCACGCGGUAUAUUCAUAUUUACAGCGUCCUUAAUUUUGAAUCAGAUGUUAUACAAAUCAGCGUUGCUCUCUCCGUGUGUCUGUAUCAGGAGUCAGAGGGUCAGGGAUGCCCGUUUUGCCGCUGUGAGAUUAAAGGCACCGAGCCAAUCGUGGUGGACCCCUUCCACCCGAAGGCAAGUGGGGCUUCCUUUGCUGGUUUCCAGGGGUCCAGCAGAGCAGAAGCUGCAGGAAAUGACGAGGAAGAAGAUGAUCGUCUGGAGGACCAGCACCUUGUCAUGAGCAGACUGGCGUGCAGCAAGGUAAGAGAAGCACAUACUAAAGGUUUCUUGGAUGUAUUAUCGUCACUGCCAACUGAACUGCGUAUCGUUCAAGUUGUGAAUUUUGUGCCAUGCAACACCUCACCACCUAUGUGUGCGUGCAGGUGGAGCGUCCAGCAUCCCCAGUGUCUCAGCUGCCUCCUGUGCCCCCCCGGCUGGACCUCCUGCAGCAGAGACCCUCGAACUCGCUCAGCGCACAGAGUCAGGGAGCCACACCCAAGGUAAGGGACUAAAUUUAAACCCAGUUGCCGAUGAUUUGGACUUAAAGGGAUAUUCCGGCGUAAAAUUAAUUUAGGGUCAAACACACCAAAACACCGAAUGAAUGUUGCCGACCGCUUGCUUCUUUAGGUAUACCAACUUUAGUAACGACCACAAGCUAGUAAUACACAGCGGUCUGAGGGGCCAUCAACAAACCUCAACCUAAACUCCACUCUAUAGCCACAAAUAAUGCUCAGAACAACAACUCCAUCAACAGUACAUAUAGGGUCCCAGCCAUAGCACUAGCCACUAGCCAUAAUCAUUUUGCACUGCAGACUCGGUAGUUCUUCUGCCUUAGCGUCUCGGUCUGAUUGCAUUUCCAUGAAGAAAUGAUCAUAAAUGUUCUUCCUUGAGCUGCGUAACCCCGCAGCAGUCCAUAAUGGACUGGCCUGAGGUCUCACUACAAACAAGAGGCUGCUGGAAGACAGUAGGUGAGUUGUGCUAAAGGAAUUAGUGUGUGGCUCUCUUUAUUGCUAUCUGCGGUCAUUACUAUAGUUGGUAUCACUAGAGAAGUAAGCAGUCGGCAACAUUCAUCUCUCGAGGGGGUGUUUAACUCCCUUUAAUGUUUGAUUAGGGAGGAAUUCCAGGGCCUUGUUGACCUCAGUGAGAAAUAAUAGAUGAAUAAAGAAAUAACACCUCACCCUUUCUUCCCUCCAACCCUAGAUGUCAGCCACUCACAGAGACAAGCCUCUACCUCUGCCUCCAGCCCUGAGAGAGCUGCCCCCUCCUCCCCCUCCAGAGCGGCCCUCCCUGCUCGGUCAGGACUCCAGGCUCCAAUGGAGACCCCUGCCCUCCACCCCAGACCAGCCCUCCUGGGCUGCCAACUACAUGGUGCCUCGUCCGGUAGCAAAGACCACCUUGUCAUCCCUGUCUCCCAUCCCUCAGAGCAACGGGACCAGUAGAGAGGGAAUCAAACCCCAAGCAGCUACGAAUGCCGUCUACUGCCUGGCUGCAAGGUACUGAACUCUGCUGCUGAACUUAACUGUAACAGGAUUAGAUAAACUUUCAUAAGGGCAUCUUAACUUUAACACCAGUACAAGAGAAACUGGUCAUCCAGUGAACAGAGCUGUUGAACUGGCACAAAGUAUCUCUCUGCUUUGAGUCAGUUAUUAUAUAUUCACAGUGUUUCAUACAUUCACGCUCAGUUAUGAUUUGAACACACUUACAUGACAUGAACUUUGAAAAAUAGCUGAGAAUUACUUGUUUAUGACACAUUCAUUAAUUUCCCUUCAUGGAAACUUGAUGUGGACUUUAUCCUUCAGGCACACAUAAAAUCAAAAUCAUACAAGGUCCAUAAAACCUCAUAAAAAAACACACAGCAGCAAUUCAGUGAAAAUGGAUCGUAUAAAAUUGACAGUUAGAGCUCCAGUGGGAAAGUUUCAGCUGGUUGUAAAACAAACCGGAACAAAUGCUGGUCCCCUCUGUAGAGGAUACAAAAGCAAAACAACAACAACAGCCCUGCUGCUGUUGCCUAACCCUCCUCAGAGUCUGGGACAGUCCCAGAGUUCUCAUUGUUUUCUGUAAACCAUCAGGUCUCUGCCAGCAUCAGCGAUGUCGAGUGCAGAGAGGCUGUCGUCUGACUGUGAAGAAAACGAGUACAUGAGUCCCACCUCUCUUCCUGCCUCUGGUGCACCCUGGGUCAUAUCAGGCUCCUCAGUACCUCCGCCACCAGUGCAGACAAACCACCACAAUGACGUCAGGUAAACAGGAGAACAACCAGCGAUAAAAUGGGUUAGUGGGUUGAAUGGCUCACCACAGGUCGUCCUGUUUUUUCUCAUUUUGAGCCCAGAGGGUUUUGUUUAUGAGCAAAGAGCUUUUCCUGUUUACCAACUGAAGUAACCUCUCAAUACGAGAUCAUCUGACGUAUGUUUUGUGCUCCAACUCUGCAAACUUCAUCAAACUGACAUACAGGAAGGCUGCGACUAUCAGGGAAACUACAGGCUACUUGGUAACACUUUAUGAUAAACAUAAUUUAUAAAUGGUAAAUAGAUAGUUUAUGAAUGUUUAAUCAUCAUUUAAAAACAGCAUAAAGACCAUUUAUAAAUGGUAAAUAGAUAGUUUAUUAAUGUAAGUUAAUAGUUACUUUAUCACGAACAAGCAAUGAAAUUAUGAUUAAUAAUUUUAAUGGACUAUUUAUUAAUAUUAAUAUUAUAAUUAUAUUGGGUUUAAAUGUUGGUUGUAAAGCAUCUAGGGUCAGUAGCACUUUGUAAAUUGUUAAUAUUUGGUUUUUAAACCAUCUAUAAACAUCACUUAGAUGGCUGUUGUAAAGUUGCAACUAAUGUUUGUAAUACUUUGUAAAUGAUUAAUAAGUGGUUUAUAAACCACCAAUAAACAUUACUAAGAUGUUAUUGUAAAGUUAGGGUUAGGUUUUUAAAAAUGGUAAAAUUUACAAUUUAUUAAUGGUCUACAUGCUAUUUAUAAAUGAUGAUUAAACAUUAAUAAACUAUCUGCUUACCAUUUUUAGAUGGUCUAUUUACCAUUUAUAAGUUAUGAUUAUUGAUUGAUUAUGAUUAAGUGUUACUGGCUGCUUUAGUAGCAGUCAGGGUGGUUGGUUGAGAAGAUGAGUUGUUACAUGGAAACGAACAAGCUUGACAUGCUCAGGUAAAAGAGGAUCUAUGGUCACCCUAACUUAUAUCUCUGUUAGAUUAUAUUCAACAUGAGCACUGAUAGCUGCACAGAGGAUGAACAUUAAACUGGUGUGACAGCAGUAAUUAUGUUGUCCACCAGGGGGCUCUGUAGCCUCAGGAUUGUUCCUCCUUCACUAUCUCUCCCCUAAACCCUGUUUUCUUGUCCCCCUUUCAUUUCCAUUUUUUUUUUAAAACGUAAAACAACUGUGUCAAGAAAGACGCAAUGUUAGUCUGUUUGUUGCACAGAUAAAAAAACUAGUGACUAAAUACACAUCAAGCGUCCCCAUAUCAGAGGACUGAGUAGAAAUGAUCAGGGUUGUUUUUUUUUGUUCCUUUGAAAAUCUGAAGAUGACACCAGAAGCAGAGCAGCAGCGCUGGGUUUGUACACAAAACUAAAUAAUUCUGAUUUAUUUUCUUUGCUCUUUUAUUCACAGCAGUGACGUGGUUGACAGUGACUCUGAGGACCCCCAAGUCUACGAGUCCAUGUGUAUUAUUCAGGCCCAGGCGGGCUCCUCUGAGACGUUACAGGCAUCUGACAUGGGUAAUUUUCACAUUGAUUAAAAAAACUAUCUCUGGUCCCCUUUUCCCUGAACCCACACCAAACAUGUCGUGUGCUACAGCUGAACAUUUUUCUCCUCAUCACUCGAUGAUAAAACAGAUUUUAUUCGCCAUAUUCAUAACUAUGGCACGUGUUGUUUUUAGACCCCCCUCAGCCGUCAGCUCCAGUUUCCCAGGACAAACCAGAGGAGAGCAGCGAGGAGGACGUUUACGAGUAUGACUUCCCCCGACCGGUCGUCCCUCCUGCCCCGACCAGAAGAACCAUGUCCGAGAUCAGCGGCCCCUCAGCCGCUUUCAGCACUCUCAGCCUGGACAGCCCAGGAGAAGCCAGUAUGUGUUUCUGCAUGUUUAUUUUUUUCUACAGCAUCUGUGGACCAAAGGUGAAAACGCUGCUGGGCUCGCAUGCAAAGGCGCAUUCAUUGUUGUUUACCUGACAGAUCACAGGCUGGUAGUAAACAAACAUGAAACCUCUUCAGGCUCACAUGACGUGUGCGUGCGAAGUCUGCAGCUUGUUAGCAGCGAACUGGAAGAACUGGUGUGAAAAAAAAAACAAUGUUGAUGCGCUGAGCUGAUGGAAUCAACUCAGGACAGGAUCUUUAACAGAUCCAAUUUGUAAACGUCUCUGGAUCUGAGUGGACAUGUCCAAACUUUCAUCAUUAGGGGGAAUCUGAAUCUCUGAAGUAACCUCCCUCAUGUCUCAUUUACCAAGAAACCAAAACAGUUGUAGUUCUUUGUAUCACAGCUUUUAAGAAAUUAUUAAUCUUUGGUCUUGAAAGUUUUUGAUCUAAAAUCAUAACUUAUUAAAUGAAUAUAAUAACUGCAGUGGAUCAAUAAAAUGAACUAAAAGCUUGAAAUUAAAGAAGUAAAAAGAAAGAGCUUCUUGACGCACCUUUUAUGCACUCGUGUCCACGGCUAGAUGUUUCUGCUUGUCCACUGAGAGUCCAUUUACUUGUUCCAGUAAGUUUAAACAAAAACACUUCCUUACGCAAAAAAAACUUCAUAUGGAUGUACCAAUACAUUCAUUCUUUUGCGCCAUAAACCAGUAAAUCAAACACAAAUCCAGCUGCCAGCCUGCAGUCAAAAAACAAAAACUUCAUGUGUGCAACACCUGAUACAAUUAGUGCGCACCUUUAAAUGUCCUUUGGCGCUCUUCACAGCGCCUCACAGAUGUACUAACAAAUGGCUCCACCAGAACUUAUCCUCUACCAAGGUAAAAGUUGAACUCAUCUUAUGAAUCCCUGAACAUUGGAUAAACUGUUAAAAAUAUGACAUAACUCGUAGUGGUGCAACGGAUCACAACACUCACGGAUCGGAUCGUUCCUCGGAUCAAGAGUCACGGAUCGGAUCAUUUUUCGGAUCAGCAAAAAGCAGUUUUGUCUGUAUAUUAAACACUUAAAUGGUUGAAUUAAAAUAUAUAAAAGUAGUGCAUACGGCAUAAUAUCUUCUUUUCAACAUAAUUAUUAAUGAAAAACAACUUAAAGUGCAAUAUACAGGCAUAUCUCCUUCCUUUAAAAUGUAACAAUGAACCAAAAAUGAAGUAUGUGCGCGGUGGGAUAUUGUAACGUGGCUCAAGCACUUUGAGCAUGUUUUUAAAGCCCUCGUUUGCACAACUGAAUAUGGCCUCAUGUCUGCAGCUAUAAACACACCGAUAGAGUUUGUGAAAGCUUUAGCCUGGUCGGAUUGCGCAGGAAGAGGCUGCUUAAAUGCUGCGGUGAUGAGCGGUUGCUGGCCAGCUUUCGUUUUAUCUCAGGUGUUGUGACAUAGAAUGCACCCCUGCCGUAGAAUGCACCCCCUGACGGGAGCGCGGUUUAAAGUACAUAACGAGGCGAAAUAAUCCAAGUUUUUCUUACAUUGGAUGGAUUCAAAAGCGUUUGCCUGUAAUAAUUUCAUUCAGGCUAUUCAAAGAAGCCAAAAACAACAGCCCUUGGAAUAUUGCUGUCCCGAAAAUAUAAUGCUCUCUACCUGGACAGCUUUCUGUACAGUUUAUACCCAAGUACACCUCUAGAUUUGCAUUUUUGAGACACAUAAAAAGAAAAUGAAAGUUUGCUGCUCCAUUUGACAUGUUGUCAUGAUCUAAUACUCGUGUUUCUUUAAAUAUGAGAUCAUUAUCUCCACUUUAAGAAGCUAACGAGUGGAGGGGAUGCAGGGGUGCGUUCUACGGCAGGGGUGCAGUCUACGGCACAACACCACUAAUAACUCGUACACAGUCUACAGAUUGUUCAUAAACACCGCCAACACAGUGUCUGCAGCUUUACCUGAGGCUUCACUGUAAGCAGCUUUAGCGCAGACCUCGUUCUUGAGUCCUUGGUUGUGUGUUCAGUUACAGAGAAAAUAACCAGCUUUGGGCAAGACGCCUGAGUAAACUCUCUGUAUUCACUCAGGUACUUGAACGCAACACAUUGUCCCUCCACUUUAACUGACUGCUGAUUACUCAUCUGCGUGUUCACAGGUAUGUUUGCAGCUAGUGUGGAUCUUGAACGCCCCCCUAAACCUCUGCCACGGCGAGCCAACUCUGACAGACGACCUCGGCCUGCGAAUCGGGAUUUCUCCUCCCCGUUACCAGACCUCCCUGGACCCUCUACAUCCUCCUCUGCCUCCCCACCUCCUCACCCUCCUCCUCCUCCUCCUCCUGCUCCCACGGGAAGCCUGGCUCUAAACGGGGAGAUCGAGUGCCUGAUGUCGCAGGGCUACUCCAUCCAGGACAUCCAGAAAGCCCUGAUGAUCGCCCAGAACAACCUGGAGACGGCCAAGAACAUCCUGCGCGAGUUUGUCUCCAUCCCCUCCACGGCUCACAUCGCCACGUAGUCACUCCGGACUCACUCGAACCCCUCUGUGUACGUCUCUGUCUACAUCUCUGUGCCAUUAUAUCGGAUAAGCAUUUACCAAGCUCUUUCCUGCAGGGCCACAAGGGCCGCCCCUCUUUGGAGUUAUGCUGCAUUCAAAUCAUAUCAACUGAUGAAAAACACAUAAUCUGCGAGAUCUGGGCUUAAAAAAAUUUGCAUCUCAUGUUCGUUUUGACAAAGUAUUAAUGCGCUCUAACAGGCUUGACUGACUUAUAAAUCCUGGAUACUGUUCUGGUAAAGCCAAGUGGUUGAAAAGACCUCACGGCGCUUGUCUACCUGUUACUGUCGCUCCAGGAAUGAGGUGUUUAGGCCCAGAAGGUGCGUGACAGCAUGUGGUCAUGUGGUUUUGGAUGCAGCUUGUAGGUAAAGUGGCGGAUCUGACUUGAAUGCAGCAUACUUGGAGAAUAAAAGCCUUGUAAUGUGAGCUCUCCGUAGCCGAGCUUUGACCCUGUUGUACUCCGCUGAGGUCCACUUAUACCAUGGCAGUGUUUCCCCUCAGUCUCAGUACAUUUCUCUCAUUAAGCUAAAUGUUGAAGCGACAGUGACUUUGCUCAGCGGAGGGAUCAUAUUUUUAUUUUUUUUUUUAACUCAUUGUCCCGCUGCUGGCAGCCGUUCAGAUUUGGUGCUUUACGGGCUUCUUGGCAAAUUGUGGCGUACGAAAAUAUGUAGCGACACGAGUUUCAGCUGGAAGUAGGGAUAACUCAGUGCCGUGUGUGUGUGUGUGUGUGCGCGCGCGUAUGUGUGUGUGUAUGCUCGUGCCGAUGAAUGUGAACGUUCAGUUGCCGUGCAGUAUCGCAGGGCUUCAUGUCGCACGUGUCACCGUGGUUCAGUCUGCUUUGAUGGUAUCUGACAAGCGGGGUGUGACUCCAUAAUCACAGUUCAGUGUUUAAGUACUCUCAUGAGGUGUUGUGCUGUGUAGUACUAACAAAUGACUGAAGUGUCAUGAUGUUAUUUCCAUGAUUUCCUGACGUCGCUCUGACACAGAAGGCUGGUGUAUUUACGCAAAAGUUCCUCCUACUUUCUUACUAAAAAACGUUUUAACACGCUGUCCAGUUAACUCUUAAAUAUUGAGCAUCCAAAGCUUCUGCAGAGCAUCUAAGGAGUCAGAUUUUGCCAAGUCCUGGAGGUAUUUCAUUGUGGGGUUGUCCUCACUUGGAGCAAACUUGACCUCCUGGGGUGAGGAACUCGGUUUGCAGGAGUAAACACUAAAAUGACCAGUUUAAACAAACAGAUUAAGACUUGAUAUUUCCAAAUCACCUCCCUUUUGUCUCAUUCAGUUCCUCAUUUCUGGAAUUCUGUAUGUGGAUGAUGCAGACAACUGGGAAUUAAUAAAGCAGCUUCAUUUUCAGCUUGCUAGGCAGUGACAAGUAAAAAUCUAAAACCAGUCCAAACAGAGCAGAUUUGAUUUAAAUCAGGAUUACAGUCUGCAGGAAAACUGAGUCAGGCUGAUUUACUGAGUGUACCUAACAAUAGCAGAGCUAGAACCACCACCCUCUGGUCCUCCUGGCAGGUUAAAGCCACACGCCUGUGCUGCUGACAUGCGAUAACCUGCAAGUUCAACUUAACACAGCCCUCACUUUCUCAAUCUUAUGGUGCGUUCGAGUUACCUCCGAAGUCAGAUGUCCGAGCUAGGAAUGACGUCACACCCGAGUUACCAGCGCCAAGUUGGAAAAAAGCGAAAUCGGAGGCAGAAACAAGAUGGCUACAUCUACGAAAGUUAUUUUAGCGUUUGCCUUGUCCGAAUAUAAGCAAGGACAAGGACAAGCAAGCGCUAAAAUAACUUUCGUAGAUGUAGCCAUCUUGUUUCCGCCUCCGAUUUUGCUUUUUUCUGACUUGGUAACUCGUGUGUGACGUAAUUUUCAGCUCGGACUUCUGACUUCCAAGGUAACUCGAACGCAGCAGUCGCACUGCUAAAUCUUGCUGCCAGCUGUCAUCUGUGCUUGUUUACAUCUAGGUAGUUGGGCAGCCCCAGCUAGUGGCAGGAGGCUGCACUACAGCUUAGACAAAGCACAGUAUCGCAGGAGUAUUUCAGGACCUACAGUUUUAGGAAGAUUAAUGAAUUGUUCGCUCCAUUUUUUAAGUCUGACACCAGCUAGUUCAGGAGAUCAUCCAUAGACUAAAUAUGUGUUAACUUCAUGUGCACUUUGCCCUCCAAAUAACCCAGACAGCAUGAGUGAGGAACCAAGUUAGCUUCAAAUUAAAACCCUCAUAAGUCCUCUAGUUUCAAGUUUGGCCAAAAUAAUCCACCACGCUCACCACAAAUCUCACAGACAUGUCUGUCUAACUGGAACUACUCUUGACAUUUCAGUCAAAUUUAACUGCAGUUAUAAGCUAAUUAAAAAGACAUUAGAGUUAAUGUAUUUAUGAAUAAAUGUCUGAUCCCUUAUCACGACAUUUGGAUUUCUGUCUGUAGUUCUGACCCAGCUAUCUACAGGCAUCAGCUUGGACAUGAAGGAAUCAAGACUUUCCAAACUUGAUUUUUAGAUGUUAACUGAUAGUAAACAAGAGUAUGAUCAGAGGAUGAAAUGAGAAUGCAAAUCAUCUGUAAGUGCAGCCCAAAAAUCUACUCUUUCUCGCUGUUUUAGGUUUGCCCUGUAGACAUUUCUAGCUCUAGCUCUGAGGUUGGAGCUCCGGGUUAUCCCCUCACAUCAAUAUGAGGUUCGCCUCAACAGCUAUUGGACUGUUCAGCUCAUGAUUUAGAGUAACUUUAUGCAUAUUUAUCUAACCACAGGAUCGUGAGCGCGUUCAGGGCUAAGAUGAAAAGAUAUCUGAGUCAUCAUCCAAGCAGGGGGUCUGAUCAGAGUCUGGGGGAUCAGUGCAGAAUACAGAUACACGGCCAGUAGCAGCAAUGUUCACUUUCAAAGGGCUGUGCCACAAUAACCCGAUAAGAAAAUCAGUCAUUUCCUCUUUAACUUCUGAACAUAUGUGAGACGUCCUAUCGUUCAGUUUCUCCUUUUAAAGCUUCACUUCUUAGUCCCGCAGUAACGUGUACAUGUGCCUUCUUCUGUCAGUCAAAACCUGCACAACAAAAGCAAACAAACCAAAGCCCCACAUUCACUCUUUAAACAAAAGGAAAUGUACAGCUGCUAAAUUAGGAUGAGAGUUAAAGCUCAUUAUCCAGAGCAUUUUUUUUUCUUUUUUUUUUCUGACAGUGUUAGUUUUGGUUUUCAGAGACUAUUGGGUGUUUUCAGUCGGUUCUCCACAUGAGGCUGUUUGAUAUGCAGAAAACAUCACAGGGGGGUUCAAAGACUCUUAAUUACAGCUCAGUCCGUACGUCUCUGAUGCAAGGCUAACACCAAGGUUUCAGUAUCAGAUCCUUCUUAUGGACACGUUUGGUAAGAAAAAUUCAGGUUGCCAAAAUAAAUCGACUUUUAAAAGUUCCAAAUUAAAAUCAUUGAGAACUUGAACGUCAGUCUGGGUUAAAAUAAACAGUUUAAAUCGUUGUACUCAUAAAUAUCUAGGUGUCAUCCUGCAUUUGAAGCUCCUGUGAGGAACUCUCAGUUUUGGCACCCCCCUGUGGACAAAACUGUUUUUGCUCAUCUUGUCCUUGUGACACAACAAACACCCUCUUCUACCGGACUUUGACAGAAGUUUCAUUCAUAAUGGCUACUUUAUGUGGGAACUGUAAGAACAGGCAUGGGACACAAUUGAAAAUGACAAAAAUACAAAUUGUUAGUUUUGUUACUGUUGGCUUUGUUUACUUUUGUGGCAUCAGUCUGGUUUUAAGCAUUAAAAAAAACCCUCACAGGAGCUUUAAAUGUCUCCAGCUUUAAAAUUUAGAGUUUACAUUCAUGUCUAGGAUUACGUUCUACGCAGAGUAAAGUUGCUAGACUACUUUUACAUUUCUAUAACUAUCACUUUUAAGCUUAUUUGGGGGUUUUAUGCCUCUAUUUGGAGGAUGGGGUAGGAAACAGAGAGAGAGAGAGCAGGAGUGAUAUGAAGCAAAGGGCUGCAGGUUAGAAUUGAGCCACUGUAUAUGGAGCUUAUGAUUUCACUGCCAAACUGGCGCCUUGAUUUAAAUCAUGUUUGAAGGAUAACAAUAAUGCACUCACCUCAUACGUCAUGACUUUUCUCUUUUUUUAAUAAUAGCACAUAAGCUGCUGAUCCUGGCCCUGCUGUUACUCACAAGUAGAUCCAGAAUAAACUUGUCGGGCUGUGAUACACAUUCAAGUUUAUCUCUACUCUGUUGAAGACCAGAAGUAUACAGAAGCUUCUUGUGAUUUAAGUAGUAAAAACACACCAAGUAUUAAUGCAAAACAGAAGAAAAGUGCUGAAAUUAGCAUGAAAUCGAACCGGGGUUUUCUACUGUUCUGAUCAGACUGAAGUUUUUAGAGGUGGUCGUCAAUCCCUCUGCUUUCUAACAACUCUUCACCUGUUCGAACGCUUCGACAGGGACUAACUCCUGACCAUGAGAGAGCUGCGGCGUGAGGACACACUCAAGGUCUACAGUGUGCUGAAUCACUGCCACAAGCUCCAUCAUCUAACACACACGCGUUAACGCACAUUUCCUGGGGUGUGUUGGUUCAGAUCCAUCAAUGAAUGACACGAUUGGUGUAAUCAUGGUUUAACUCGCCUUUACAUGAACUUGCCUACUAGACAGUUGUCUUCUUCAUUGCUUUGUUGUUGCUUGUGUAAAUAUGAUUUUAUUUAUUGUCUUUUUAAUAUCCUCAUUAUUCGUUUUGUUGCCAUGUUUUCAUGCCUAAGCCAUUAAGAUUUUUAAUUAAACAGUAUUUUCUUUAACAUUUGAAUUGUGUCAUUUGUCCGUAGUGACUACAGACUGUUACAUGGGGGUGAUGUGGCUAAGUUGUUUGAAUUUUUAUGGUCCUAAAUGUUGAAUAAAGG